Molecule: messenger RNA, 2190 nt
Organism: Aureobasidium namibiae CBS 147.97
Lineage: Eukaryota; Fungi; Ascomycota; Dothideomycetes; Dothideales; Saccotheciaceae
Product: ARM repeat-containing protein
Exons: 3
Coding region: 1-2190 (729 amino acids)
Biological process (GO): post-transcriptional regulation of gene expression
Cellular component (GO): cytoplasm
Molecular function (GO): mRNA 3'-UTR binding
Source: RefSeq, a predicted model, not a curated record
AUGCCUAACGCCGGCCUCGGUCUUGGUGUCUCUCAGGCUCUCGCUGUCCGUAACUCGGACCUUCCCGUCCGUAACCAGGACCUCGACGAUCUCUUGGCCAAGCUGUCCCAGCAGCAAGUCAAGCUCAGCAAGCAGAACACUGCCCUCCAGGCCCAGAGUGGUGGUGAGACGUCUCCAGACUCUUCCGGCUCUGGUGCUCUUACCAACCCUUACGCUACCACUCCCCGCACUGACUCUCAGUUCAACGACCUCUCUCAGGCUGACAUGGCUGAGAUGUUGCGACUCAAGAAGGAGCUCGAGACUGCUCAGACUCAGAUCGCUCGCAUGGACCAGGAGUUGUCUCAGUCUCGUAUCACCAAGCACACCCUCGAGCAGGCCAUGGGCUCUCAGUUCGACUCGGACUUUGACCACAUCCGUGAUCUUCGCCCUCACGGUGCUGCUGCCCGUAUUGACAACUGGGUCCAGUCGACCGAGCCAGGUGCUCCUCCUGUCAACUCCAGCCUCAACGCCCACGCCACUCAGAUGGGCCCACCCGCUGCUCGCGGUAUCUGGGGCCCUGGACCCUCUUUCGGCCCUGGCGGCCUGGGCGGUCCUGGUGGUCCUGGUGUUAUCGGCCAAGCAUCAAACAGCACUAACAGCUGGGCUCUUCCUGACCCUCGUGUUAUGGCUGGUGCUCGUCUGGAGGCUGACAACACCAACAUGUUCCCCAUCGGCACCAACACUCGCGGUUCUUCAGCUUUCGGCAACCACCUCCACCCUUGGGGCCAGUUCGGUCCCCACAACGCCGCACCCGAGCAUUCCGGUCUCACUCCACCCUUGACACCACUUUCUUUCCAGUCGAUGCAGAACAUGCACAACUUGACCGGCAUGCCUCACCCUAUGUCGGAUCAAGCCUUGAUGAGCAACAUGUCCUUCACUUCCAGAUCCAAUGGCACCAGACUGUCCCCCACUGCAGUUGAGUUCCAGGCUGGCGGUUACGCCAACGCUGGAUGGAACGCCAGCCAGCAGACUAUGUCUGAGCCCGGCAGUUACCUCACCAACGCCGAGCCCAUGAACUACCGCCGUCUUCUGGACCGCAACAUGAGCUGCAACUGGAAGUACAUUGUCGACAAGAUCGUCCACAGCAACGAUCAGCAGGCCUCCAUCUUUCUGCAGCAGAAGCUCAAGGUCGGCACCCAGGAGCAGAAGUAUGAGAUCGUCCAGGCCAUCAUCGACCAGGCCUAUCCUCUCAUGGUCAACCGCUUCGGCAACUUCCUCGUCCAGCGCUGCUUUGAGCACGGCACUCCUGAACAGAUCAUCGCCAUUGCUCGCGCUAUCCGCGGCAACACUCUCAACCUGAGCAUGGAUCCAUUUGGCUGCCACGUCGUUCAGAAGGCUUUCGACAGUGUUCCUGAGGAGUACAAGGCCGUCAUGGUCCACGAGCUUCUUUGCCGUAUCCCUGAGACGGUUGUUCACCGCUACGCUUGCCACGUCUGGCAGAAGCUGUUCGAGCUCCGCUGGACCGACACUCCUCCCCAGAUCAUGAAGUACGUCAACGAGGCUCUCCACGGCAUGUGGCACGAGGUCGCCCUCGGCGAGACUGGCAGUCUUGUCGUUCAGAACAUCUUCGAGAACUGCCUUGAGGAUGACAAGCGUCCCUGCAUCAACGAGGUUCUUGCCAGCAUUGAUGUCAUCGCUCAUGGUCAGUUCGGCAACUGGUGCAUCCAGCACAUCUGCGAGCACGGCGCCAUCCCUGACCGCAACCAUGCCAUUGACCACGUCCUCCGCUUCGCUACUGAGUACAGCAUGGACCAGUUUGCCAGCAAGGUUGUCGAGAAGUGCCUCAAGAUUGGUGGCACCGAGUUCCUUGACCGUUACCUCGACCGUGUCUGCGAGGCUCACGCUGACCGCCCUCGCAUGCCUCUCAUCGACGUCGCUGGCGACCAGUUCGGAAACUACUUGAUUCAGUACAUUCUGAGUCACGCCGAUGCUCAGCGUCGUGAGGUCGUCGCUACCCACAUUCGCAAGCACAUGGUCUCCCUUCGUGGCUCCAAGUACGGCUCGCGCGUGGCCAUGCUUUGCUCCAACCCUGCUGUCGCCACUCGUCCCGGCCCUCCCAUUAGCAUUCCCGUUGGUCGCAGCGCUGGCGGUUUCGGCGAGCGUCCUUUCAACGGUGGUCGCAACUUCCCUUACGGUGGAGCCCACCGCUGA